AUGGGUAGUGUUGGGCGAGUAGAGGCAAUCCCCAUGGCGGGCAGCGCGGCGUGCUGCGGCCCGGGUGGGGGGGGGAGGGCUAGCAGCGUCAGACGGAGAGCAGGUGCAGGUGCACGGCCCAGCCCGUGGGCGCGGUCCAGGCGGGCAGCGCGGCGUGCUGCGGCCCGGGUGGGGGGGGGAGGGCUAGCAGCGUCAGACGGAGAGCAGGUGCAGGUGCACGGCCCAGCCCGUGGGCGCGGUCCAGGCGGGCAGCGCGGCGUGCUGCGGCCCGGGUGCACGGCCCAGCCCGUGGGCGCGGUCCAGGCGGGCAGCGCGGCGUGCUGCGGCCCGGGUGGGGGGGGGAGGGCUAGCAGCGUCAGACGGAGAGCAGGUGCAGGUGCACGGCCCAGCCCGUGGGCGCGGUCCAGGCGGGCAGCGCGGCGUGCUGCGGCCCGGGUGGGGGGGGGAGGGCUAGCAGCGUCAGACGGAGAGCAGGUGCAGGUGCACGGCCCAGCCCGUGGGCGCGGUCCAGGCGGGCAGCGCGGCGUGCUGCGGCCCGGGUGGGGGGGGGGAGGGCUAGCAGCGUCAGACGGAGAGCAGGUGCAGGUGCACGGCCCAGCCCGUGGGCGCGGUCCAGGCGGGCAGCGCGGCGUGCUGCGGCCCGGGUGCACGGCCCAGCCCGUGGGCGCGGUCCAGGCGGGCAGCGCGGCGUGCUGCGGCCCGGGUGGGGGGGGGAGGGCUAGCAGCGUCAGACGGAGAGCAGGUGCAGGUGCACGGCCCAGCCCGUGGGCGCGGUCCAGGCGGGCAGCGCGGCGUGCUGCGGCCCGGGUGGGGGGGGGGAGGGCUAGCAGCGUCAGACGGAGAGCAGGUGCAGGUGCACGGCCCAGCCCGUGGGCGCGGUCCAGGCGGGCAGCGCGGCGUGCUGCGGCCCGGGUGGGGGGGGGAGGGCUAGCAGCGUCAGACGGAGAGCAGGUGCAGGUGCACGGCCCAGCCCGUGGGCGCGGUCCAGGCGGGCAGCGCGGCGUGCUGCGGCCCGGGUGGGGGGGGGGAGGGCUAGCAGCGUCAGACGGAGAGCAGGUGCAGGUGCACGGCCCAGCCCGUGGGCGCGGUCCAGGCGGGCAGCGCGGCGUGCUGCGGCCGGGGGGGGGGGGGGAGGGCUAG
Messenger RNA from Colias croceus (clouded yellow), 1140 nucleotides. Its product is annotated as translation initiation factor IF-2-like. The transcript has 4 exons. NCBI's taxonomy places the organism in Eukaryota, Metazoa, Arthropoda, Insecta, Lepidoptera, Pieridae. Bases 1 to 1140 code for a protein of 379 amino acids. The record is from RefSeq and is a predicted model, not a curated record.